AUUCCGAGGAGAAACCUCGGCCAGACAUAGGAUCGCGGUUUGUGUCCGAACUGCUGGAUAAUAAAUCACUUGUGUUCUUUACGCUUUCUGCUUUACAUUUCAUCGCAUCUAAUUAUCGAAUCAUUCACACAAGAUCGAACAUAAUAUGACUCUAAACGGAUGUAUGUCAAGCUAGAUCUCUCAAGAGAUGUGUGCGUUGAAUUGAGUUGAUUUAAGAGUAUAAUGCAAUCUAGUACUGGUAAGAAAAUGAAAAAUGUAAUUAUAUACAUAAAUUGCUCUGUCUUACAAAAAUUAUGCAUACUAUUUUUAGCAUUCUAUUUUUGAGAUUUAAACCGCCUCAAAGGCUCAAGCAACCACUUCAAACCUUUUCUUACCAAGUCAAUUGAUUGGGAUCAACUUCUAAUUUAUGAGACUACACUUUGAGAUAUGAUAAUUGAAUGUGAGAGUUGGUUGAUGGUUAAGUGUGUUGAUUCUUGGUAUUGUGUGUACAGGAAAGAUCUGAAGUAGAGAUGAGCCUUGAAAAAUUAGAAUGGAAUAAAGAGUUUGUUCUUGCUAUUUUUAUGAUUUUCUAAAGACAUCAUGUUGAACGCUUUGUUGGAUUUCUUAUAGAAUUUACUCAAAGUCUGCUUGACACAAUAAAAUCAAGCGAAUAGUUACAUACAUCCACUAAGAGUUCAUGUUUAUCUCCUUCAAUCACCCGGAAAUUCGAACUUCAGCUAAGUAAAAAUUACCAAUCGUUAAUAACUAAUAGUUCCCAAAUUAAAAAAAAUUUAAUGAAAAAUGUGAUUUUUAAAAUAAAAACUUAUUGGAUAAAAUUAGAGGUAAAUGGAAGAUAAUAGAGUCGUGUGUUUAAGGAAUAAAAGAAGACGACGUAAAUUUCAAUAAACCUUGUUAUUUUGUUGUUGUUUAUGGUUGUUAACAAAAUAAUGAUAAUGACAAUUUCAUAAAUAAAUGAAGGUGGUAAAGUUGUUCGAUAUAUUUUUUGACUUUCAAAAAUAAAUAUAUAAUGGUAUUUUUGUAAACAACUUGAUAUGUUAGGGAUGAAAUAUGAAAAUAAAAAUAUACAGUAAAUUGAAAAACUGGUUAGUUUUGUUUGUGUUAAGAGUUUUGGGUUGGUUUUGCAAUGAAUCCUAAUAUUUUAGGUAAUAAACUGAAUUUUAGAAAUUCGGUAUCCAUUAAGUUUUCGAUUAGAUUUCUGUUCGAUUUUAUUUUAUUUUUGGUAUAAAAAAUCGUUCAGAUAUUUGUUAACAUCAAUUCCGUUUCAAAUUUUUUGUUCGGUUUUGGUUCUCGGUUUCAUUGUCCAAGGCUAGGAAAGGUAGUAUUUGCGUUUUAUUUUAUAACUCUAACUCUAAGUAGGUAAUAUUGGCUUUUAUUUUAUAUCUCAAGUCAAUGGUCUUUUAGUUUUGGCGUUUUUAGUGACCAUUUCAAAACAAAACAAAAGAGGUAUCCCAUGGCCCCAUAGGAAGAAAAUUGAAGGACUCAAGAAUUUACUUCGAAGGUGAUAAGUUGACUUGACUUUACAAUAUAUCGAACCUUCCAACUCACAAAUCACAAUUCACGAAUAGUAUAUUGUUUGCACUCAGGACUGAUUCAAAUCAUACAAAAAAUUAAAUUUUUUGAUUUAAAAUGUUUAUUUAUAGAUAAAUGUAUUGUUUUGUCGUGCAUAAUAUGCAUCUCUAACGAUCUAAAAAAUCUUUAACAAACAAAACAAAAAAGGAACAGAUCGAUUGCACAUAUUUAUUAGAAGAAAAAUAUUUUCUUAAUUUUGACAAUAAUUAUAACUGCAAAAAAUAAACUAUUUAAUACUUGUGAAUACCAUUUAAGGGCCAAAAUUUAGAAAAAAUAAACGAAUCUAAGAAAAUUAUGCAAAUUGUUUUUUUUUUUGUGCACAUCAAAUUGGUUUGUUAAAAAUGAAAUAUAAUAUGUAAGCAGUUCUUUUCAGUUGAUCAUAUUUAACUGGAAGAAAUCUAUACUAUUAAAAGAAAAUCAGUUUUGAAAAAUCUACUUAUAAAAGAUUGUUAGACCCUUUCACUAGAUUAUUAAUAUUUUUGUCUUAUCUUAAAUUUAUACUAACAAUAUAUUACCAUAUAUUUCUUUAACAAUGAUUUAAUCAAUUUAAUAGGUGAUAUAACUAGAUUUCCUAAAUUUUCUAAGAUUUGCCUUAAAUAAAAUAUUUUAAAUUUUUGUGACAUGAAUCAAAGCCAUCUGUGAUACUUAUAUAUUUGUCGAUCAUAUCUACAAUAUAGCCUAAAAGAUAAUUAGCUAUAUAUUAAUUAAUAAUAAAUAAUACUCAUUUCUUUAAUGUAAACAAAAUAUUGUGAGAUUCACGAGUGGACUAUCAUUAUUUAAACACAUGACAUAUAGACUAUGCAAUCAGAAAAUAUUUACUUACAGUUUUAACAAUUUAUGGUUCACGACUUCGUAUAAUUUUGACUGGUAAAGCUAAAACUACACAUAUCAAACACAUAUCAGAUCUACUGAAUACACAAGUUUAACAAUAUUGAUUUUUAUAUUUGUAUAUAGUCCAUGGAGUUUAUAUUAAAAUGAUUUACAGUUAUAUAUUUGUCAACCUUAGAGCAGUGUCCCUGAAUGUGUAUAUAUGUGGAAGGAUAAUCUUAAACUCUAAAUCCUGAAAAUAAUAAAUAUAUAUACUGGUGUAUAAAAUAUAUGGUCAGUGAAAUUUUGUCUACCUUAAUAUAUUUACAAAAUGGUUCAACUAAUUCCCCUUAAUAAAAUGGUCCAAACAAUAUAGGUUCGUUAAUACUUCACAUCCACGCAAGGUGCAAAACCGCUAUAACAAUCGCAAAUGUUUUCAUAUGUUCAAUAGUAUAGAUAUUCUUAAUACUGAAAAAUAUGAAUCACUCAAAAAUGUGAAUAAAAAUGUGGAUUAUUAAUACUGAAAAAACUGAAUCACUCCAAUAUUCUUAUAAGAAAUAUUUAAAUUUAUCUGAAUUAUCCGAUAUUUCAUCCAAAAAUAAAAAUAUGACUUUUACCUGAAUUAUUUAAGAUUAUCCUUAAAGCGAGAACCAAACGAGAACCGAAUUGAACUCAAGAUUUUAACAGGUUUUUAAGAUUGGUAUCUAAAACAAACUAAAAACCAAAACAACUAAACUGAAACCAAACUCAAACUUAUAAAUAACUAAACAGCUCCUAUAUUUCUUGAAUAAAAGAAUCAAAAAUCGAAUCAAAACCGAACUAAAACCCUAAAAAGAACUGAAUCGAAACCGAACGCGUAGCUUUAAACAUAUUAGUGAACUAACAAAUAAUAAGUUUAUCAAUAAAAAAAAUCCUGCACUUUUAAGCGCAGGUCAAAAUCUAGUUUGUCUUUUAAAAUAUUUUCCUAAAUAUUAUGUUGAUUAAGUAAAUUAAAUUACACAUCUAGAAACUAUAAUGCUAUACGGCUAUUUCAAAAAAUAAUUGAGGGCAGAUUAUAAUAGGGGGAAUAUGCAAAAUUAUAUGAGAAAUUAUAUGAGAUGGUACAUCAUUGGAAUGUUUUAUUUACAUAUACUUCAACAUUAUGUAUUAUUAAAAAACAAAUCUUCGGAAACAACCAAAGAUGAGGACAUGUAGCUUGAGCUUGUGUUAUAAUUAUCGACAUCUCCAUCACAGAAGUUCAAAUCCGACAUAACCAAUGUUACUGAAAAAAUUAUCAUCACAAAAAAAAUUGUUGUUUUCUUAAUAAAAAAAACAUAAACUAAGUAAAAUUAACGUAUGAAUAAAUCCGAAAUAAUCAAACCCAAAAGAAAAACAAGACGCGUUGCGUUUGAAUGCUUCAAAAGAGAAGAUAAAUUGUUUUAGCCAAAAAAAUAAAAUAAAUAACGAAGUCAAGCGCAACCCAUCCACUCAUCUAUAAAAGGAGAAAUAGAUUCCCAAACUUGUUUCUCAUUCACCAUUCUUCACUCAGUUCAAAGAGGAGAUAAAGAGAAAAUGACGGAAUUUCAGAAACAAGAAAGAGGAGUGAAGAAGAUGAAGAUAGUCGCUAAGAUUAUAGCCUUGGCUUCCAUUUUCUCUCUUCUUCUAUCUUACUCUUCUUUAGUCUCCUCUCUUCAACAAAGUCUCCAUUUGCUUUCCAUGUAUAUCAGCCUUGUGGACAAGAAGUACAUGUUCUUGUUAUGCAAUGGUAUUGUAGGCUUUAUCAUGGGAAAUUUCAAAACCCUUUUGCACGGCAGUACUGCCAUGAACAUCGUUGAAGAAACGGAAGAACUAAGGAUCAACCACAUGCGAAAAUCAGAAAUGAAGAGAGUAGUGGCGCUACUUGGAGAACAGCGUGUAUCCAAAAAAGAAGAGGGAGAAGUAGUGGCACUACUUGGAGAACAGCGUGUAUCCAAAGGAGAAGUAGUGGCACUAGUUGGAGAACAGUGUGUAUCCAAAGAAGAAGACGGAGAAGAAAGGGUUGAUUUAUUUCGAGAAGAAGAAGUUACAAUAGUCUUUGAGGAUGACAAUGGAGGUAAAGACCUCACUGUCAUUACAAUAGAUGAGCAUGAUGAUGAUGAGAUAAAUGACAACUUAUUAAGUUCUGAAGAUUUGAACAAGAAAUGUGAGGAGUUCAUCAGAAGGAUGAAGGCUGGGAUCAGAUCAGAGUCCCGGACGUUACUUACCUCUUAGAUAUGUGAUUGUUUUUAGAGCAUAUUUAUCAGCUUAGCGUUACUAUAUUCACAUUCUCUUUUUUUGUUUGUUGUUGAAUAGAUUCUGUAUUUUGGUAAAUUUUAAUCACUGUAACAAGAAACUAAGAAUCCAAACCAA
Messenger RNA from Brassica rapa (field mustard), 4743 nucleotides. RefSeq lists its product as uncharacterized. The record is from RefSeq and is a predicted model, not a curated record. NCBI's taxonomy places the organism in Eukaryota, Viridiplantae, Streptophyta, Magnoliopsida, Brassicales, Brassicaceae.